AUGGUUAGCUCGGUUUUAGAUGACAUAUCACAUCGGAGAUACAAUCCUCUUACCGACUCUCACGUCCUUGUCUCUCCACAUCGGACGAAAAGACCAUGGCAAGGCCAAGAAGAAGCGCCAACCAAGUCUACCCUUCCGGUGUAUGAUGACAAUUGUUACCUAUGCCCUGGGAACAAACGAGCGCAGGGCGACCAAAACCCGCAGUACGAUAAGGUCUUUGUCUUUGUCAAUGACUAUAGUGCCGUGAAGGAGAACCAGGCGGACCACGAGACGGAUGAUAAAGAAUCCCUAUCCAAGCGGUUUCUCCAAGCUCAACCUGUCAAAGGGAGGUGCUAUGUCUUGACAUUCUCUGCCAAACACAACCUCACACUUGCAGAUCUUUCGCCGCAAGAGAUUGUCCCUAUAAUAGAGGUUUGGACGGAUAUAUAUGCGCUUCACCUCGCACCAAAGUCAAGCCUGUGCAGGCUAGAUGCAAUUGCGAAUAUAUCAGCAGACUCACCAGCCAGGCAGAUAUCAAGUCCAAAGGAACAAUAUCGAUAUAUGCAGAUAUUCGAAAACAAAGGAGCAACAAUGGGGUGCUCUAAUCCGCACCCACAUGGCCAGAUAUGGACAACGAGCUCCUUACCAGAGGAGCCUUCAAAGGAGCUCUCGCAGAUGCUGAAAUACUGUAAGGAGCACAAUGGCAGCCACAUGCUUGAAGACUAUGCCUCACUCGAGGUAGAAAAGAAGGAGCGAAUAGUGUUUGAAAAUGAUACUUUUCUAGUCCUCUGUCCAUGGUGGGCGAUAUGGCCUUUUGAGGCCAUGAUAAUGAGCAAACGGCAUAAAAGGGCACUGGUGGACCUGAACCAAAGAGAAAAAGAGCAUUUGGCGGAGGCAAUUGCUGAAUUAACUCGUCGAUAUGAUAAUCUCUUCCAAACCCAUUUCCCGUAUAGCAUGGGUAUUCACCAAGCCCCGCUGGAUGGUUCAGAGGAGGAAACCGCCUGCUCAUAUCUUCACUUUCAUUUUUACCCACCACUACUGAGAAGCGCUACCGUUAAGAAGUUCUUAGUAGGGUAUGAGUUGCUUGCGGAACCCCAGCGUGACAUUACGCCAGAGCAGGCUGCCGCAAGACUAAGAGACUGCGCGGGAGAGUUGUAUAAAAAGCGGCUAUAG
Molecule: messenger RNA, 1152 nt
Organism: Nannizzia gypsea CBS 118893
Lineage: Eukaryota; Fungi; Ascomycota; Eurotiomycetes; Onygenales; Arthrodermataceae
Product: galactose-1-phosphate uridylyltransferase
Exons: 4
Coding region: 1-1152 (383 amino acids)
Biological process (GO): beta-D-galactose catabolic process via UDP-galactose, Leloir pathway
Cellular component (GO): cytoplasm
Molecular function (GO): zinc ion binding; UDP-glucose:hexose-1-phosphate uridylyltransferase activity
Source: RefSeq, a predicted model, not a curated record